AUGGCCGAGCUAUUAUCGGUCCCCCUGAAGAAACCGAGUGAUGUGGAUGUUGUAAAUCCCUUGAGAAAUUUGAUUCAGUCGAGGUACAGUACAGCAGACAAGCCCGAAGACUGUUCAGAGGCUAUCAGUGAAUUUUCCAAGCUCCGAACCACCGCUAACUGGAAGGCUUUUGAGAAGUAUGAAAGUUCACUGGAUGUUAUUUACGGGUACUAUGAUCAAAUUGUCGCCUUGGAGGCGAAAAUACCAGCACAGGAAUUGCAAGUCCCUUUCAAAUGGAAAGAUGCUUUUGACAAGGGAAAUAUUUUUGGAACCAGAAUGAGUCUAACUGUUCCAUCACUUGCGUAUGAGAAAGUAUGUGUUCUUUUCAAUGUUGCUGCCUUACAAAGUGGUGUAGCUGCAACACAAAGUGUGGAAAAUGAUGAAGGGUUGAAAUUGGCAGCCAAACUUUUACAGCUAGCUUCAGGAAUUUUUUAUCAUCUGAAAAAUACAGUUAUGCUUGCCAUACAACAAGAUCCCACUCCAGACUUGAAUCCUGAUACUCUGGGAGCAUUGUCACAGUUGAUGCUAGCUCAGGCUCAACAGGUGUUUGUUCACAAGGCCAUUCAUGAUAACAUGAAAGACACAAUUGUUGCCAAAUUGGCAUCUCAAUGUGAAGAAUUGUAUGCCGAGUGUCUCAAAGUAUUCCAGAGAGAAAAUUUGAAGACUAUUUGGGAUAGAGAAUGGAUUCCAAUGAUUGCCGGCAAACAAGCUGCCCUUGGAGCAGUGGCUGAAUUCUACCAAAGCUUGGUGUGCAAAGCCAAUAAGAACGUUGGCGAAGAAAUUGCUAGAUUGCAGAGAGCAACUGAACUUUUCAAAUCUGCCGAAACCCGUUCUGGUAAAUCACUGUUCAGUGAACUGGCCUCUAGGGCUGAGAGACAUUUGGCUGAAGCUAGGAAAGACAAUGAUUUCAUCUAUCACGAAAGGAUACCAGACAUCAAGGCUGUAGAUCCUAUAGGAAAAGCUCAACCAGCAAAGGUUUUGCAGGUGGCUCAUCCUAUGAGCCAAAACUUUUCCAUAGAUUUAUUCAGCGAACUGGUGCCGGUCGUCAUUCACCAAGCGUUGGCCUCUUACGACUUGAGAAAAACAGAGAUCGUCAACACGGAAAUCACCAAGUUGCGAGAAUCCACCCAGAUGCUGAACGGGCUGUUGGCGAGCCUGAAUUUGCCGGCCGCGAUAGAAGUCACCGGCAGCGGGAACGAAGUGCCGCCCUCUAUAUUGGAGAAAGCGCAGGCUGUUAGUUCGUUGGGCGGGCUAACGGAGUUGGAGAGGAUGUUCAACGAGUUGCCGGACUUGCUGAAAAGGAAUCAGGAUAUAUUGGACGAGACGGACCGAAUACUGAACGAAGAAAAAUCCUCCGACGACGCCUUGCGGCAACAAUUCAAAGAGAAAUGGACCCGAACACCUUCCGACAAGCUCACCGAGAUGUUCCGCUCGAACUCGGCCAAAUACAGGGAGAUCAUCGACAACGCCGUGAAGGCGGACCGGGCGGUGCGCGACAAGUUCGAGGCGCAGCGAGGCGGCAUGCAGCUGCUGAGCGAGGGACCGGCGGCCAUACGGACGGCGCUGCCUAGCGGCGGGGCGGGCAACGUGUUGGACUCGUCGGCCGCGCAGACACUGCGCAGCCUGAUGGAGGAGGUAGAAACUAUAAAAGCCGAGCGAGAAGCAAUCGAAUCGGAAUUGAAGAACCCUACCACAGACAUGAAGGACGUCUUCCUGGGCGCCCUCGCCAAAGAUGGGGCCAUCAAUGAACCGGCCAUUUCGUUCGAGAAUCUGGGGAAGGUUUAUGGGAACGUUCAGAAACAAGUCGCCGAGAGUAUCGAGAGACAGGGUUCUUUGGUCGAUAGAAUAAGGACGGCCCAUGGUCAGUUCAUAUCAGAAAGAGGAUCCACGGUCGAUGGCAGAGAGAACAUGAUGUGUUCUCUAGCUUCCGCUCACGAUUCGUUCAGGGAUUUGCAGAACAAUCUGAAAGAAGGAACGAAAUUCUACAACGAUCUCACCCAGAUGUUGGUGACGUUCCAGAACAAAGUGUCAGAUUUUUGCUUCGCCAGAAAAACGGAGAAAGAAGAGCUGCUCAAGGACCUCACUCAGGAAUCGAGCAGGCAGGCGCCCCCUGUCGCUCCAUCAAAACCAAGCUAUUACGACACGAUAACGAACUAUUUUACAGGCUCCUCGACGGACGGUGGCCAGUCCGCCCCCGCCACUUCGCCGCCCCAGCAGCCGCCCCAGCAGGUGCCCUCCAGCCUGCCCUACCCGGUGUACGCGCAGGGCAUGCCCUUGCCGUACGGGGCGACCGCGCAAGCGCCCUACCCCUCCUACGUGCCGCCGCCCAUGCCGCAGGGGUACAACCCGUACGGCACAAUGACGUAUCCAACCUCGUACCAAUUCCCGCAAGGCCCGCCCCCUGGCGGCGCCUACCCGGGCCAGCAGCAGGCCAUACAGACGCCGUUCCCGCCCGCCCCCGGUCAACCUGGGUAUGGUCAACAGCCGGGCGGCGGCUAUCCUGGGGCCUACGGCGGCCCUGGAUCGUACAACACCUGGCAUUGAGAACGUAG
Messenger RNA from Phaedon cochleariae (mustard beetle), 2591 nucleotides. Lineage: Eukaryota; Metazoa; Arthropoda; Insecta; Coleoptera; Chrysomelidae. The record is from the annotation of a GenBank genome assembly.